This is a messenger RNA of Durusdinium trenchii, 3529 nucleotides long. The record is from the annotation of a GenBank genome assembly. NCBI's taxonomy places the organism in Eukaryota, Dinophyceae, Suessiales, Symbiodiniaceae.
GUGAACUCAUUAGCUACACCUCCAUUGCCCCCACACAUGCUGGCUCAUCGCCAUCAUCGGCCUCAUGCCCUUGCAUGGCCUGCCUGAGGUAGCACGUGGGGCGGUCGUUGUGUCUUCAGCGUUUUCCGUGCUCGUGUCGACUGCAGGCUUAGCUUUGCUUCGAGGCACAAGGCCAAGUGAAGUGGAGCGAUUGCAGAGGUAUGCCGAUGCAGGCUCUCCAAUCCAACAAUGGAUUCUUUGGCAUGUCCUUGGAGUUUUCGGUGCAUUGCUGCUGUACAUAGGUCUAGUUCUGAGCUCCAUACCAAUGCUCAUGGGUGUGUCAGCUGAUGACGAGGGCAAGACUGCGGCCAUUGUGCAGCAAACGUUGGUGCUUGUUUGUUGGUUGACUGAGCGCUACUUGGUGGAAGGCCGGCCAUUGCCACUCAUGCAGAGCUGCCUGUGUGCUUUGAUUUGGUUUGGAUCUACAGUUGUUGAGUGGGCUGGGCCCAGACCUUAUGACAACAUGAGCCUUGGGUUACCAGGUCAGAUUGCAGGCUGUGACGGUGGCUACAGAUCACCCUUUCUGAUUUACGCCUCGGUAUGGCUCACAGGGCUGACCUUCGGCACCUUGUUGCUCUUUUGCGAGGAAGGUACUACCUUAGUCAGCUGCGUUGAUCCUAGCGAUGAUGAGGCUGCAGCAGCACCGGACCCUGCACAGGAGAAAACGCGAAGGCUCCAGCCAUUUAGAAGAAAGGUGCUCCCAAUAGUUUAUGCGAUGGCAACAUCAAUGUCGGGCAUUGUGUUUGCUACUGGAACUGCUGGCAAUGACAUGCGCUACAUCACGGCGGGCGCCGUGCUACUGGUCAUUGCUGUGCUUUGUGCCUGGGACUUUCUGUGGCGCUUGGAGCUUCCUCUUAGCACCUGGGGCGCUGUCUUUCAGGGAUUUACCACUUCUUUGCGAGUGGUCCAGAGCCACUUUGUUUUCCGCGAUUUCAGGUGGGAUCCUGAAGACAUGCAUGGAAUUUUAAUUGUUUACAAGUUUCCUGGCCUUCAGUUUUUCAUGACAGGCAUGUUUGUGCUUUUCGUUUCGCUGCAGUUGUACAUGUACACGUGUUCCUGGCCUGAAUGGAGCGCUGGGGAGCAGGCACAAACCUCGCUCCACUUGUCCUCCUUAUCCAGAGAUACCCGGGCGGAGAGUCUUGACGAAGGUUCCAGCUUCUCGCACGGCCGACUAUGCAGGGGAAGCCGCCUGUGGCAAUGGCUGCUACUUCCGUUUUGCAUGCUUUGCAUUAUCGUUGGCACUCACAUACCACUGAUCCAGACGGAGUUCACACUUCCGGACAUCAAGUGGCUGCACAAUGCGGCUGCGAUUGAAAGGUUUAAGUCAAACCACACACCGGGAUACGGACAUCGGUUCACGGACGGUGAUGCAUAUAUCGAUGUCAUUACUUGGCUGUACGACAGUCGACUGCCAUGCUCUGCUUUUGUGGUCAGCUACAACGCGAUGAUUCUUCCUCCUGUACAAUUCUUGCUCUUCUUCUUCAUUCUUCUCCGGCCAUCCUUCAUCCCUGAGGAGCUUUAUUGCUCCAUGCAGGCCUAUGUAAUGAACUUGGCCCCAAUGCGCUUCACGCAGCCCUGUAUCAUGAUGCUCAUUGUGGGAAUUGCCAACAUGCCUGGUCCAGGGGACACAUUGUUUGGAGGAUGGUUCACCCAUGGCUACUGGUAUUUCAUUGCGUACUGUACGAGCGCAAUCCUGCUAGCAUGGUCAGUUCAACCCAGCGAAGAGGACACUGGAAAAUAUGCAGCUGCAGAUGAUUCCUUUCCCUGUGAGUCUGUGUGCGAGAAGGGCAUCAGUUCGGUGCCAGCAACUGGCAAUGGGAACAGCAACGGGGUGCACAAAGAUGGUGAUUCAGCCCGGGCACUGAUGGCAAAGUACAAGCAAAACACAGGCAACAAUGGUGACGAGGACUCGGACGAGCUUUCGGAGGCUUCUGAUGGGGGCGACGUUUGUGCAAAGAAACCAUUUGAGGUAGCUGCAUGUGUCAUGGGUGGUGGUGUGGUGGUUGCUACGGCAUACCUUGCAUUGACACAGACUUACCUGAAUAUUGAGUACAGACUGUCAGGCUUGGCAAUCCAUGGAAUCAAUCCGUCGGUCAUUGAUUUAUGGUUCAGCAUUGGUUCAGUCAGCAGGUUCUUGAUGCUUUUUGCCAUGACGACUAUGGUUCUCCUACCUGGCCUUUGGCUCACACUCUUUGCGAUACGCAUGAUCAACGACUCCGUCAACGAGAAAAGUGAUUUUGUGCGCUGGGCACGAUACCUUGAACCAAUCGUACGGCCAUGGGUAUUGUGCCAUAUUUGGUCCGCCUCCCUUUGUCUCGUGUACUACAUGGUAACUGCCAGGAAUAAGGCAACCACAGAAGUUUGUGCAACAUUUCCAGAAACACCGACCGGUAUUGUUGCCAUACUCUGUCUAGGUGUGGGAAUGUACGGCCUGAUUGCUUAUGCGAAGGCAGUCACACGCCCGAAGCACCUUCCCAAGUACAGCAGCGUACCGCAACUUCCAGGCGGAUUUUUCAUUUGGGGUUUGGGACCUAUGGCAUGCAUGGCAUUUUGGGCCUCUUUACUGUACAGUCAUGGCCCUGUACGACCACCCACACUGUCGACCGUGGAUGAUGUGAACAGUGCGCUAUCGAAGCUCCUCCCUGAUGUGAAUCGACAGCUUCACAAAAACAUCAAGGACAGUGCGGGAGACUGCGAGGCGCUUUGGGACUACCGGACACUGAAAGGAGAAGUUCUGUUCUCCAGCCCGCUCUCCGAGAUUCACAGGAGUUGCCAAGGUGACGCACCCCUGGCACACAUGAGCUCGGAUCGAGGAGCUGUCGGUACCGACAUCACUGUUCUUUGGGCAACCGGUUUGAGAUCCAUGGAGAUAGCAGAUAUGGUGGUUACCCCUCCGGCUGACAUGUCGGCUCCUGUCCAGCCGUGGUUCAUCACCCUCUCUGCAAUGUUCACAGAUUUGCAUGUCUACAUGAAAGUCAUCGUAAACGGCAAGGAGUGGCUCAAGGACUACAUGUGCUGUGACAAGACACUUCACUUCACUCUCAAGGUUUCGGCCGAGUGCCAUGUCGGUUUUGGCUUCAGUGCUCUUCACUUGGAGCUUCUCAACAUGGACAAAGUCAACUUCGUCCAGAAAACCCAGAUGAUUUUGGAUUCAGGCGCGUCUGCUUCAUUUGAAAUGGACUAUGGUACUUCAGCCACAGUGGAGAAAGCUAUCGCCAACUUUCUGACCUUGAAGGCAAGGCGUUCAGAGGCCAAGCAUGUGGUAAUCUAAGCAAGCCAGUGUUGUGGGUCAAUGUCACACUGCGCUUGACAUUUGCAGACCGGCAACUUGCUCAUGAGAAACUCGGACGGAUCGACAACAGAUACUCUGCAGACUGCUGGCGAGGCGCUCUCGCACGUGAUUCAGCUGAACACAGGAAAGCGAUGCUUGUCACACGUUUGAGGGGCCUUCAAGCCGAACAAUAUGGUGAAUGAUUUGAUGAUACGCAUG